AUGAUUAUUACCUUAAGGGAGCUAGAGAAAGCUACAAACAAUUUCGAUAGAGAGCGUCUGAUUGGUGGUGGAGGGCAUGGUAUUGUGUUUAAAGGGGAUCUAGGUCUAAAUGUCGUGGCAAUCAAGAAAUCGAAGAUUGUAGUACAAAGAGAAAUCAAUGAAUUCUUAAAUGAAGUCGUCGUUCUUUCUCAAGUAAACCAUAGAAAUGUUGUUAAGCUCUUAGGAUGUUGCCUUGAGACAGAAGUUCCACUCCUGAUUUAUGAGUUCAUUUCAAAUGGAACCCUUUAUCAUCAUCUUCAUGUUGAAGGACCAAUAUCAUUAUCAUGGGCCAAUCGACUGAGAAUUGCACUUGAAGUUGCUAGAGCACUAUCCUAUCUACAUUCGGCUGCUUCAAUGCUAAUAUUUCAUAGGGAUAUUAAAACCACCAACAUACUUCUUGAUGAUAAUUUAACUGCAAAGGUAUCAGAUUUUGGUGCUUCAUGA
Miscanthus lutarioriparius is the source of this 483-nucleotide messenger RNA. NCBI's taxonomy places the organism in Eukaryota, Viridiplantae, Streptophyta, Magnoliopsida, Poales, Poaceae. The record is from the annotation of a GenBank genome assembly.